This is a messenger RNA of Exophiala bonariae, 1467 nucleotides long. RefSeq lists its product as uncharacterized. Lineage: Eukaryota; Fungi; Ascomycota; Eurotiomycetes; Chaetothyriales; Herpotrichiellaceae. The record is from RefSeq and is a predicted model, not a curated record. The coding region runs from base 1 to 1467 and encodes 488 amino acids. Gene Ontology annotation, biological process: regulation of alternative mRNA splicing, via spliceosome. The transcript has a single exon.
AUGGGCCCUCCACUGUUCGACAGCCCCUGGGUGCUCCAAGAAAGAAUCCAAUCUUUAGGCGCAGAUAGACGGGGCGGGUUCCUCGGCGCUAAGAGCGGCAGUGCCGCUCCACCUAACCUGUCCAAGAGUUCUGCCACCAUAGUGACCGCCUGCAUCCAACGGCUGCGCUUUGGUGAUCAUCCAAACUUUUGGUCCUCCAACAUUUCAGGAGACAACAUGCCAGCGCUGGCAUUUGGGCUAGGUGCCAAACCCAAGCAGGGACUCUCCAGACCACCACAGAAGCGAAAGGCUAUCUUCGACGACGACGACGACGACGACGAUGACGAAGAUCGCGAUGAGUCUGAAUCAGCACCACCUCCUCCGCAGUUCGCAGCAAAGAAAAGUCUGAAGCCUUUGAAGCCGAUCUCUGGGUUUGACGACGACGACGACGGCAACCAGGAACCGGCCCAGAAGUCGCCAACAUUGUCGAAGCCGGGAUUGCAAGGUUCUGGGUCCAAGACUUUGAUUGGUGGAGGACCCGACAAAUACACGAACUUGUCUGCCCUCCGAUCUGCGAGGCUACAUGAUGAAGAAUCGUCGAAAAUCGACGCUUCGGUCUAUGACUACGAUGCAGCCUACGAAACAUUCCAUGUGCCCAAGGAGAAGAAAACCAACAGUGUCGAGGACUCGAAACCGAAAUACAUGGGUUCUUUGAUGGAUAGCGCUGACGUGCGGAAGAGGGACCAACUACGUGCCCGGGAGAAGUUACUGCAGCGCGAGAGAGAAGCAGAGGGAGACGAAUUUGCAGACAAAGAGAAGUUUGUGACUGGAGCGUACAAGAAGCAACAAGAGGAGCUCAAGAUCAUGGAAGAGGAAGAGAAGAAGCGUGAAGCUCUGGAGGAAGAACGCAGGCGUAAGGGAGGUGGAAUGACAGCCUUCCACAAACGCAUGUUGGAGAAGGACGAGGAACGGAUGAAAUCCAUCAAAGAGGCUGAAGAUGCGGCCCUGAAACGGAAAGAACACGGCGAGGAAGUCAUCGUAGAAGCUGAAGAUGAGGAGUCAGAGAGCAAGAUUGCUCAGGAACUGAUUGAAAAGGGCGCCAGAAUUAUUGUGAACGAUGAUGGAGAAGUGGUCGACAAGCGUCAGUUGCUCUCUGCUGGCCUCAAUUCCGCGCCAAAGAAACCCGGUACCCAACAGAGUACGGCGAACGCAAAGGCGACUUCUACUCCUCAAGAAUACCGGAAAUCCUCCAAAGCUCAAGACGCUCGAAUGUCUCAACGUGAGCGACAGACAAGAAUGAUGGAGCGUCAAAUCGAGGAAAUUGAGGAGAGGCAGAAGCAAGCCGAGGCAGAGGAGCAACGGGCGCAACAAGAGAAGAAUAAGAGCAAAAUCACCGAAUCUGAUAAGAUGGGUGCUCGGGAGCGAUUCCUGCAGAGAAAGAAAGAACGGGAAGAAGAAGCUCGGAAGAAGAAGGAGGCGGGAGGUUGA